This is a messenger RNA of Verticillium alfalfae VaMs.102, 1128 nucleotides long. RefSeq lists its product with no specific name. The transcript is spliced from 2 exons. Lineage: Eukaryota; Fungi; Ascomycota; Sordariomycetes; Glomerellales; Plectosphaerellaceae. The coding region runs from base 1 to 1128 and encodes 375 amino acids. The record is from RefSeq and is a predicted model, not a curated record.
AUGGUGUCAAUGAUUCGCGCACCUAAAUUCGACGCGUCCUUGCCUCCACGAAUAGUAGUCAGCCCGAUUAUUCCCAGCAGUUCGCUCGUCUUCAAAUUAGUUCGAAAGGGCCGCCUGGGUCAGCUCAAGUCACUGUUGGCCAGUGGCCAGGCCAGCGUCCGGUCCCAGGACGAGGAUGGUCGUACUUUACUACAUCUCUCCCGCGAAACGGCUCGAGACGUCGUCUACGCCAAUGCCAAGCUUCUGCUAGAAGCAGGCGCGGACCCAUUCUUAGUACAAGACUCCUCUAUGAGCCCCGUCAGGAUGGCAAUACGAAGUGGUAGAAGUGACAUUCUUAGCAACAUGGCGACCAACUGGGGCUAUUUUCCCACAGAUCAGGCUGAAACUGAUGGGCGCGGAUUACUGGAGUUCGCUUUCAGUUUCAACUCGUUGCCGAUUGGAAACUGGGUUGAACAGCAGUGUUGCCCACACAUUGACAUUGAGAUGCUGGCCCCUAUCCUUGACAUGGGCGUUUCUGUCCACGAUAGCUACCCCUUUCGCCUCGGGGGGAGCUGCUUGCAUCUUGCGGUCCAGUAUGUAGCCUUCUGGGGAAGCAACGUUGAGCGUGACGCGAUCAUCUAUUUAGUCCGACAGGGUGCGGACGUGCGUGCCAAAUCCGACGCCGGCUUCAGUGUGACGGACAUUGCAAACGUUUCGACGAGGACCAGGAUGGCGGGAAGCUAUACUCGGGACCUCUGGGAUGUCGUGCUGGUCGCGUGCGGGUAUGACCCCCAUGCCUUUCCCAGAAACCAUCCUUAUCGCCCGCGAUGGAGAACUGGGUGGAGACUUGAUCCGAAAGAAUGCUACGGCAUGAGCGAUCUUCAGAGGUUGUGGAAAGGCAUGGAGGAUCGUUGCCCGUACUCAUUUUGCUCUGGGUGCCCAUCGUCGGGAAUCGAUUACGACCAUGAGCUGCAGCACAUCUUACAAGAAAAAAAGAGUCCUUGGGUGGGCGAGCGUCAGAAGGCGCUGGCGAAGUCACGGCACAGGAGGGAGUCUAGUGUCAAGCUGUACUUUACAGAAACACCGUCGAGACCUUCCACAGGGUCCGCAGGCAAUGAGAAUAUAGGUAGGGGAUCGGAAUAUGUCUGA